Syngnathus typhle (broad-nosed pipefish) is the source of this 1620-nucleotide messenger RNA. RefSeq names its product neurofilament heavy polypeptide-like. Bases 728 to 1456 code for a protein of 242 amino acids. Gene Ontology annotation, biological process: protein arginylation. The transcript has 2 exons. The record is from RefSeq and is a predicted model, not a curated record. Lineage: Eukaryota; Metazoa; Chordata; Actinopteri; Syngnathiformes; Syngnathidae.
AGCGGCAAAGAUGUUCAAUAGAUAGUUCGACAGAAACCGUGAGCUGUUCCGUCAUUUUGGCUGUGACGUCACGCUCGAGCUGAAUUCACGCCCAUAUUACAGUGAUUUCUUUAAUGGCUAUAAAUGCGUGCAUUCAUCAAUUAUUGACUUGAUUAUAAUGUUCCUAAUAGCAUCAACCAGGAAACAAGCCCCAUAUUUUUUCUUCAAAUUUAUUUCAGUCGUUUGUGUCUCAUACAUUACAGACAUUAAAUACGUUGUAUUUAUUACUCUGUAAAGAAAUAUUUCAGAUUCAUAUUUCAUGACACUGGCGGUAAAAAAAAAAAAAAAAGGUCGGCAGCGCCGCCAAGUGGUGAUACUGAUCUCUGUCGGGUCACAUUCAACACGCCCCAAAAUUUUGAAUAUAAUGUAAAUGCCAACCGUGUAAAUCCUAAACUUUAAAUUGGAAAGUCACCCUACUGAUUCCAAUCGUGUGCCUCCAUAUCAAGGUUUCGCGUUGAAAUGACGUCAUGAUGAAGCUUUGAAGACGCUUUUAUUUUGGUAUGUGUAGUUGUACUUCCUUUUGCAUCAAAUGGUAAGCAGGUUACAUGCUGUUGCCAUGGUAACGUCACGUGGCGCUAGCUUCUGUGUCCUCCACAUUUUGUAGCUUGAGAACACAAAGUUAACCAUAAUAAAGUCGCUUUUAUCAACACCAAACAGCGCAAACGAGUCGCCAAGCUAGCCUCUUAGCAUGUCGGAGGAAGACAACCACAAGACGGACGACAAAAAGAAGAGGCGGAGGAAGAAAAGGAAGAAAAAAAAGAAACUUUGUGCUUCAAACAUACCUCUGCAGCAACCAGUUGAGCCCAACCCGGUACUCAAGUUCCCCGAGUUGGUGCAGGUAACCCCGGUACCCAGAGGUCCAACGUCUAAACGACGAGCGCCGGGCAAAAAGAGCAAAGACCGCCUGAGAGAGCCCGAGCCCCACCUCGCCUCAGAAAGCAACACCAAAGAGCCAACCUCGGCCAAGGCUCGGGAGCUGACCCCGGCCGCGGCCCGGGAACCGACCCUGAUCGAGGCUCGGGAACCAACCCCGACCGAGGCUCGGGAGCUGAAGCCGGCCGGGGCUCGAGCGCCGACGCCGGCGGGGGCUCGUGCGCCGACGCCGGCCGGGGCUCGAGCUCCGACGCCGGCCGGGGCUCGAGCUCGAGCGCCGACACCGGCCGGGGCUCGAGCGCCGACCCCGGCCGAGGCUCAAGACCCGACUCCGCCAGCAACACCGACACCUACGCCGCUGGAAAUGCAGGAGAGGGAGUGUCUGAGGUGGGAAGGGGUCCUACAGGAUCCCCAGGCGGAGGAAGAGAGGCUGGAGAUGUAUCGGGCCAGCAGGAGGCGUCGCUAUGUCGCCCAGCGAGACGCUGAGCUGGCCGACCCCCUCACCCGAACCCCUCGGCGUCUUUUGAGCCUCGACUCGCUCUGAGGGUCAAACAAGCUCAAGGAAUUCUCAAUGUCGACACCACACACCCAAGUCAACAACAACAAAACGUCCUCGUUUGGAAACCAAUUCCAAUCAGAAGCAUUUCUUCUAGAAACAAAAUUAAAAUAGUUCUAAUGUGACGUCUUGCGAAACAUGUGAGCUCAAAA